AUGGCUGAUUCAUUAAAGAAUGUCAUUGCUCAGAGUCUGGAGUGUCCUGUAUGUUUGAAUACCUUCACCGAUCCCAAGAUCCUGUCUUGUUCUCACACCUACUGCAAGGCCUGUCUAGACAACCUCUUGGAAUGCCAUGGUAACGACCAGAUGCUCCGAUGCCCUGUCUGCAGAGCUGAAACCCAGGUCUCAAACCAAGAUGUCAGCAAAUUACCGGCAAAUCUAGCUUUGAGGUCUCUCAUAGAGGACGUGAAGAAUCACUAUCAAUUUUGCUCGAUUUGUAAAUCCGAGGACAAGACGCAAGCUGUUGUCUACUGUCAAGACUGUGGCAAGUAUCUCUGUAUCACUUGCCACAACACACACUCUCUGUGGCGAGACUUCAUCAGUCAUGAUGUCAUAGCCAUAAGUGAGAUCGAAUCAUGGAAGGUGUCAGUACGUGGAUACCGUAAGUGCAGGAAACACCCAAAAGAGGAUGAGGAGUGCUUCUGUUCCGACUGCAGGAGAUUUGCCUGCUUCAGGUGUGUUGUCAUGGAGCAUAAAGACGAAGGACAUCGGAUCAUCGAGGCAGCUGUUUAUGAGAGCAGCCAUAUGAAGAGUAUCGAGGUCCUCAAAUCCACGGCGGAAAAAAAACGCUCUUGUUUUCAGAAAUAUGUUGAUUUCAUUGAUGAACAGAGGGAGCGUGUGAGCAAUGUUCAGAAGCAGUGUACAGAUGAUAUCAACAAAGCAUAUGAAGAAUCAGUCAAGCAGUUAACAAAGAAGAAAGAAAUCCUUAUUGGCGAAGUCAAGGGUAAGACCGAAGGAGUAGAGAAAGAACUGGACGAACUGAAGAAAUCGGCUCAGGAGCACAUCACUCACUUGACCAACAUAGCCGACGUGGUAACCAAUAGGACAAAGAUACCGUUAGAUAUGGAUGCUUUGGCUGCACACGACACUCUACGUCAAGACUUACAAGAGGCCUUGAAACAAGAAGAUCCUGACUACAAGCAGCCGAUGCAGUCGAGCAAGAAAGGGGAAAGUAUCAUUUUCAAGAGAAACGGUGGAAUGGAGGAGCUAACUCUCGGUAAGAUCGUAAAUGGAGUUGCAAAGAGUAUCGCUUUGCCUUCUAAGGAUAGCAUGAAUGCCAUGGUUAGUACACCAGACGGUAGGAUGGCAGUGGGAUGUAGAACAGGUGGCGUGGAGAUCUUCUCUGCUGAUGGCCAGAUCAAGCAGACAGUGUUCAAACAUGUGGAGAUUCUUGGAGUAGGGUUCCUCUCUGAUGAUCGGUAUGUAAUACUUGAUGCAUCAAACAAUAUCACACUAUACACACUAGAGUACACAAAGUUGAAAGUUAGGUUUGAGACUCUAAGUAGCGUUGAAGGUGGAAUUGCUAACCUCACUGUAGACGAUGAUGAUCAGAUCUAUGUUAGCUACUGGAAUGCCCAGAAGAUCCAGGUGUUCUCACCAGCAGGGGGAAAGGCAAUCUGGGAGAUACCAUGCGAUGGGUAUGUUCCUGUGCAAAUUACUAGUUAUAAUGAUUACCUGAUCAUCGCAUCUGGUAAUACAAUACGAUUGAUUGACAAGCAAGGUGAUGUAAAAUAUGAAUUAGCGAAAUCAGGUGAUUUUGUACGUGCUGUUGUGUCUCAAGGGAAUACAAUCCUGACAGCCACCGUGAAGCACGAUGAAGGUUUCGUCAGUAUUGAUGAGUACUCUAACGAGCUGAAGCAUGUCCAAAACCUCGUCGGUGAUUACAAGAUUGAGAAGCCCGAGGAAGCGUGGUACUAUCUCCAGCAGUACAAAUCAGGAGAGAUCGCUUUCUGCACUCCUGAUAGACUCUAUAUAUUCUACUGA
This is a messenger RNA of Strongylocentrotus purpuratus (purple sea urchin), 1827 nucleotides long. Its product is annotated as tripartite motif-containing protein 2-like. The coding region runs from base 1 to 1827 and encodes 608 amino acids. Gene Ontology annotation, biological process: positive regulation of DNA-templated transcription. Gene Ontology annotation, molecular function: ubiquitin-protein transferase activity; zinc ion binding. The transcript has a single exon. Lineage: Eukaryota; Metazoa; Echinodermata; Echinoidea; Camarodonta; Strongylocentrotidae. Gene Ontology annotation, cellular component: chromatin; nucleoplasm. The record is from RefSeq and is a predicted model, not a curated record.